This is a messenger RNA of Menidia menidia (Atlantic silverside), 1458 nucleotides long. NCBI's taxonomy places the organism in Eukaryota, Metazoa, Chordata, Actinopteri, Atheriniformes, Atherinopsidae. The record is from the annotation of a GenBank genome assembly.
UUGCAGACCUGUUUUUCGGCACCGCGGUUUCCUGACGGCGGCCCCCCGGUUAAUCGGGCGUCCCCCCACCAUCACCGUUCUACAGAGGAAGAAAGGGGGAGACGGGAAACCUUUACUGAAAGCUUUCACACAAAUAUGAGCGGCACCGGGCGGGCCAGGACCAGCUCAUUCGCUGAGCCUCCCGGAGCUCCCGGAUCUGCUGCAGCCGGUGCCGGAUCGGCAGUCGCCGGCGGAAGCUCGACAGGAAAAGCUGGGGCUUCGCAAGCCAGUGGAAGCAGCUCGACGAGCUUUGGGAAUUUGAAACUGCCAAGAGACAGCGGCAAAGUGACAACGGUGGUAGCCACACCCGGUCAGGGCCCUGAUCGCCCCCAGGAAGUGUCCUACACAGACAUAAAAGUUAUAGGGAAUGGCUCCUUUGGAGUGGUCUACCAGGCCCGCCUCAUUGACACGCAGGAGAUGGUGGCAAUUAAGAAAGUCCUCCAAGACAAGAGGUUUAAGAAUAGAGAGCUGCAAAUUAUGAGGAAACUGGACCACUGCAACAUUGUGAGGCUACGUUACUUCUUCUACUCGAGCGGAGAGAAGAAAGACGAGGUGUAUUUGAAUCUUGUGCUGGAUUUUGUUCCUGAGACAGUGUACAGGGUGGCUCGGCACUUCAACAAAGCCAAAAGCACCAUCCCCAUCAUCUAUGUUAAGGUGUACAUGUACCAGCUGUUCCGCAGUCUGGCUUAUAUCCAUUCCCAGGGCGUGUGUCACAGAGACAUCAAGCCUCAGAACCUCCUGGUGGACCCGGAGACGGCAAUCCUCAAGCUCUGUGACUUUGGCAGCGCCAAGCAGCUCGUUCGAGGGGAGCCCAAUGUGUCCUAUAUUUGCUCGCGGUACUAUCGUGCCCCAGAGCUCAUAUUCGGCGCCACCGACUACACGUCCAACAUCGACAUCUGGUCAGCCGGCUGCGUGUUAGCGGAGCUGCUGCUGGGCCAGCCAAUCUUCCCCGGGGACAGCGGAGUGGACCAGCUAGUAGAGAUCAUCAAGGUUUUGGGGACGCCAACAAGGGAGCAGAUCCGUGAGAUGAACCCGAACUACACAGAGUUCAAGUUCCCACAGAUCAAAGCACACCCCUGGACAAAGGUCUUUAAGCCCCGCACCCCGCCAGAGGCCAUCGCCCUCUGCUCUCGACUGCUGGAAUACACGCCCGUGACCAGACUGUCUCCCCUGGAGGCCUGCGCGCACGCCUUCUUCGACGAGCUGCGCCAGCCCAACACCCGCCUGCCCAGCGGGCGCGAACUGCCGCUCCUCUUCAACUUCAGCCCUGUGGAGCUGUCUAUCCAGCCGCAGCUGAACUCCACGCUCAUUCCUCCUCACGCUCGUGCACAGACAUCGCCUGCCUCACACGAGGGCAGCGUGUCGGACAGUACCGGCCAGCCCAGCUCAGCACCUGGAUCCAUCAACAACAGCACCUGA